Messenger RNA from Porites lobata, 372 nucleotides. The record is from the annotation of a GenBank genome assembly. Lineage: Eukaryota; Metazoa; Cnidaria; Anthozoa; Scleractinia; Poritidae.
AUGAAUACGGCGUUGUUGCUAAGUAAAGAAAUGAAAAUAAUUGAAUCCCCAAAGAAGACAAGAGAGGAAGUGUGGCGAGAAGCAUCGGCAAUCACUGGAAUUGGAGACCACUGGGGAAUCCCUCUUCUGUUUGGUGUUUCCACAGAUCGGGCACCAUUUUAUCUGGUUCUCCAUUUCCACGCUUUGCGUAGUGAAAGCGCUCCGGAAAAAGGAAUUCAAGAUGUUGCCAUGUGCGCAAAUAUCUUAAAGCAACCAUGCGAAAUACUAAUAUUCAUCCAUGAAAGAGGUUUCUUGCACAACGAUGUGAAGGGCAAUAAUGUUGUCAUUGACGGAUCGGAAAAUAAACCCGUAAUUAUCGAUUUUGGAAAAAGU